Molecule: messenger RNA, 2433 nt
Organism: Oncorhynchus gorbuscha (pink salmon)
Lineage: Eukaryota; Metazoa; Chordata; Actinopteri; Salmoniformes; Salmonidae
Gene: ddx6
Product: DEAD (Asp-Glu-Ala-Asp) box helicase 6
Exons: 13
Coding region: 466-1944 (492 amino acids)
Biological process (GO): P-body assembly; cytoplasmic stress granule assembly
Cellular component (GO): cytoplasmic stress granule; P-body
Molecular function (GO): ATP binding; RNA helicase activity; mRNA binding
Source: RefSeq, a predicted model, not a curated record
GAUUGUUAUGGUAUUGGAUCACGUGAUGAGGACGGACAGAUGGAGGGUUUAAAUAGGGGAAGGGAGGCCAUCUUGGGCUUUCUGUUUCAGACCGAACCGCAGCUUUGACAGCAGAGAAGUCCACAACAACCCAACAGAUCAUCUCAAUACACGGGUGAAGAGUUGUGGGGAUGGAGGUAUUUGAGACAGGUGUGACCAUGCAGCCUCUGGCGUAAGGCGCUCUGACCGGUGCCACACCAAGCCGCGAUACACCGGAGUUAUUAUUAUUAUUCUUUAUUUUUGUUUUGUGUCAGUCAUUUUGUUGACUUAAAAAAAAAAUGUUUCACAAAGAACAAUACUAUUGAGGAACAGGAGAGGAGACGAUUGCUUCUAUCUAAUUACAUUUGUUUUGGAUAACAGCCCGUGAGAAGUCAGACUAUUCCUCACAAUCAGAAUAAGGACAGUGGCUUGGAUAAUUGACUAGCCAUGAGUACCGCCAGUACCCAGAACCCAGUGAUACUGGGCCAUUCCAACCAGAAUGGCCAGCUCCGAGGACCGGUGGUGAAGCCUGCAGGAGGCCAGGGCAGCGGAGGAGGCAGUCAUCAGACACAGCAGCCCAGCCAUAUGAAGCAGGCCUCCAGCACAAUCAACAACGGCACUGGGCCUAGCAGCACCCAGCUGGCUAAAGCUACCCCCACAGCCAAUACUGUCAUCAAGCCCGGAGAUGACUGGAAGAGGAAUUUGACGCUCCCUCCAAAAGACACGAGGAUGAGAACAUCGGACGUAACGGCAACUAAAGGCAAUGAGUUUGAAGACUACUGCCUGAAGAGGGAGCUACUGAUGGGCAUCUUUGAGAUGGGCUGGGAGAAACCCUCUCCAAUACAGGAGGAGAGCAUCCCCAUAGCGUUGUCUGGGAGGGACAUUCUGGCCAGGGCCAAGAACGGGACAGGAAAGAGCGGAGCUUACCUCAUUCCCUUACUGGAACGCAUUGACCUGAAGAAGGACUGUAUACAAGCUAUGGGCAUCGUUCCCACCAGAGAACUGGCAUUGCAGGUGAGCCAAAUCUGUAUCCAGAUCAGCAAACACAUGGGAGGGGUCAAAGUCAUGGCCACAACGGGUGGUACCAACCUCCGCGAUGACAUCAUGAGGCUCGACGAGACAGUACACGUUGUGAUUGCCACCCCUGGGAGGAUCCUGGACCUCAUUAAGAAGGGUGUGGCCAAAGUCAAUCAGGUUCAGAUGAUGGUUUUGGAUGAGGCAGACAAGCUGUUGUCCCAGGACUUUGUCGUGAUGAUGGAGGAGAUAUUGAGCUACCUGCCCAAACAGAGACAGAUUCUGCUCUACUCUGCUACCUUCCCUCUCAGCGUACAGAAGUUCAUGAACUCCCACCUGUCCAAGCCCUACGAGAUCAACCUGAUGGAGGAGCUGACCCUGAAGGGGGUCACCCAGUAUUAUGCCUACGUUACAGAGAGACAGAAGGUCCACUGUCUCAACACGCUCUUCUCCAGGCUCCAGAUCAACCAGUCUAUAAUCUUCUGUAACUCGUCUCAGAGGGUGGAGCUGCUGGCCAAGAAGAUAUCACAGCUGGGCUACUCGUGUUUCUACAUUCAUGCCAAGAUGAGACAGGAGCACCGUAACAGAGUGUUCCACGACUUCAGAAACGGGCUCUGCCGGAAUCUGGUCUGCACAGACCUCUUCACAAGAGGUAUCGACAUUCAGGCGGUGAAUGUGGUGAUCAACUUUGACUUCCCCAAGCUGGGCGAGACGUACCUCCACCGCAUCGGCAGAUCUGGUCGUUUUGGUCACCUGGGUCUGGCCAUCAACCUGAUCACAUACGAUGACCGCUUCAAUCUGAAGGGCAUUGAGGAGCAGCUGGGAACAGAGAUCAGACCCAUCCCUGGCUGCAUAGACAAGAGCCUGUAUGUCGCAGAGUACCACAGUGAGAACGGAGAGGUCAAGCUGUGAGGUGGAGGACGAACAGAGAUCAGAUGAGACCCCUGUCCCCGUCGCCCCUCCCUUCUGUGUCCUGGACCUUUUUUUUUUGUGUCUUUUUUUGUUGUUGGAUAUCUAACUUCCUGUCUGUCGGUCUUCCUUCCUGUUUUUGGAUGCCACCUCAUGGAAACGUGUACGAUCUGUGAGGGACAACAAACCUGCAGAGGAACUCAUGAUGUCCCUGUUCUAGGGUCCUCUCUCUGCUGCGAUGCACUGAAGACUUCGACUACUAACUCCUACAGUACUGGGAGGAGGAAGGCGGGGAACGUGGAGAACUGUCUUUCAAUGGAAAUGGAUUUGUUCAUUUCCAUCUUUCUCCUGCUCCAAUCUACCCUGAGCACUGCCUGCCAGUCAGCACUUACCCCCCGGCUCCCUCCUCCCUGCCCAGGCCUCCCUCCUCUCCCUGCCUGGCCCCUCCCUCCUCUCCCUGCCUGGCCCCUCCCUCCUCUCCCUGCCCGGCCU